Molecule: messenger RNA, 720 nt
Organism: Clonostachys solani
Lineage: Eukaryota; Fungi; Ascomycota; Sordariomycetes; Hypocreales; Bionectriaceae
Source: the annotation of a GenBank genome assembly
AUGUUCUCGUCUGAAAAGCCGCCGCUGCAGCAAUCGCAGGAUCACGGACAAUUUGAAGGUGGCAGCUACGCCAUCACCCACCGUGACGCCAGUGCUGUCCUCACUCUAACCCUGAAAGAUAAUGCCAUAGUAGCCUCCGAGAUGGGCGCCAUGAUUCAUAUGUCUGGUACUAUUACCUUGGACGCCGAGUCUAAGUCUUCAUUCAGGUCCUUGUUCAGCAGCGAGGACCAGGGCCGUUCGCUCUAUAUUGGCCCUGGCUCGGUAGCACUUGGGCCUGAAUUGAUUGGGGACAUUGUCACCCUCUCCAUCAAUAACACUGGUGACACUAGAAAGUGGUCGAUUCGGAAACAAUCAUCCCUUGCUUAUACGACGGGGGUAAUCCUGAAAAACACGAGACAUAGUUUCAGACAUGCACUCUUUCAUGACGAGCCCUUGUAUAUUUAUGAAGUCGCCGGCAGUGGACUUUUGUGGUUAAAAGGCCUAGGUGCUGUUGAUCGAAUUGAUCUUGAAACUGGUCAAACUCACUUUGUGGACAGCGGUCACCUAGUGGCUUGGAACUGCAACUACAAGUUAGUCAAGGCGGGAGGUAAUCGACUGGUCAGUUCUGCUAGCGGAGAAGGGCGCAUACUUCAUUUCGAAGGCCCUGGAACUGUAUAUAUAGCGGCUCGAAAAUAUGAGGACUGGAUCGAGUUUGUUCAAUGCUUCCAGAGGAAUAGUUAG